This is a messenger RNA of Gadus macrocephalus (Pacific cod), 3319 nucleotides long. RefSeq names its product histone-lysine N-methyltransferase PRDM9-like. Gene Ontology annotation, molecular function: protein binding; histone methyltransferase activity. Gene Ontology annotation, cellular component: nucleus. The coding region runs from base 211 to 1455 and encodes 414 amino acids. NCBI's taxonomy places the organism in Eukaryota, Metazoa, Chordata, Actinopteri, Gadiformes, Gadidae. The record is from RefSeq and is a predicted model, not a curated record. The transcript is spliced from 12 exons.
CUCUCUCUCUCUCUCUCUCUCUCUCUCUCUCUCUCUCUCUUAUAUAUAUAUUCACAAACCAAUUUUUAAUCUUCCUGUUUCUGUCUAUUUAAUAUAGAUUUGUAGCUGAAGCUCUUUUGGACGUAAUAAAUAAAUGAACUCUCUCCAGUCUGUGAUGAGUGUAGGACUUUCUUCCUCGAAGAGUGCGAGGUCCACGGUCCUAUCGUCUUCAUGGCUGAUCGCCCCGUUGCUGUCAGAGAGAAAGACAGAGCCAAGAAGACGCUGCCCGCUGGGUUUGAGAUCAGAGAUUCUGGGAUCCCUGGGGCCGGUCUAGGGGUGUUUUACUGUGGAGACGGUGGCCUUCCCAUUGGAACACACUUUGGACCCUACGAAGGACACAGGACGGAUGAAGAGGGAGCCCUGGAGAGUGGAUACUCCUGGGAGAUCUACAAAAGCAGACACAAUGAUUACAUUGAUGCAAAGAGAGAGACACUUUCUAACUGGAUGAGGUACGUCAAUUGUGCUCGCAAUGAAGAGGAACAGAACCUGAUAGCGUUUCAGUACAAAGGAGGGAUUCUGUAUCGCUCCUGUGGCCUCGUGACUUCAGGAAAAGAGCUCUUGGUCUGGUAUGGGGACGAAUACGCCAGACAUCUGGGAAUCGGAUUUGAUCGACUGUGGAACAACAAGAGCUCUACUAAAGGAGGGAGAUCCCAGCUGACACCAGCACAGACUUUCCCCUGUCCCGAGUGUCCGUACUCCUACACGUCUCAGAUCUUCCUCCACAAACACAUGAAGAGGAGCCAUGGCGACCUGUACGGCCGACUGCUGAGGAGUGGAGAAAUCAAGGUGGAGCCUAGGCUCCACCCACACGUCGCAGCCUCCUAUCAAGAACCAAUCGGAGCCUCCCCGGGAACCGUCCAAAGCACGAGCCAGAUUCCAGCAGAAGGAGCCGGACGCCACAGAUGUGAGAAGUGCAGUAAAACCUUUAGUCACUCUGAUAGUCUGAAGGUUCACCAGCGCAUCCACAUGGGAGAGAAACCAUACCACUGUCAACAGUGUGGGAAAACAUUUAGUACAUCUGGUGAACUCAAGAGACACCAGAUCAUUCACACGGGAGAGAAACCAUACCACUGUCAACAGUGUGGGAAAACAUUUAGUAGAUCUGACGAACUCGAGAGACACCAGAUCAUCCACACGGGAGAGAAACCAUACCACUGUCAACAGUGUGGGAAAACAUUUAGUCAGUCCGGUGAUCUGAAGGUACACCAGCGCAUCCACACAGGAGAGAAACCAUACCACUGUCAACAGUGUGGGAAAACAUUUAGUAAAUCUGGUAAUCUAAAGGUACACCAACGCAUCCACACAGGAGAGAAACCAUACCACUGUAAACAGUGUGGGAAAACAUUUAGUCAAUCUUGUCAUCUCAAAAGUCACCAACAACUUCACAGAGGAGUCUCCACCCAAACAACCACGUGAAGAAACUAAAUGGUUCCCAGACAUCUGUUAUUCAAAUCUAAUCAAACAUGGUUCUUCCUGUUAUAUGUUAAAAGGGCACAUGAACGGUUAAUUGUUUAUCUUAUCAACUUGAUGUAUUUAUUUAUAUUCAUGUCUGUAUGAGUGAAGGUUUUUACCCCAAAAAUGUUCAGAAGAAAAAUAGUUUGAGAGUAAGGUAUCGUAGAUCUGACGUCAUUGUUAUAUUUAUUACAUUUGUAUGUAUUUAUUUAUUUAUCCUUGUGAAAAAGAGCUUUCUUCACGCACGUUGUUGUUACAAAGCAUCUCUUUACUUAAAACACAGCACAACUGUCGAGUCACUUGCACAACUCCAGCCCCUCCAGUCUAAAACUCUGAGAGGGGUCUGGCUGCAGACAUCCACCCACACGCACUUCCGCUGCAGACAGAAACAUCCACCCACACGCUGGAAAUUGCGUGCUGGUGGAUGUCUGGAGCGCGAGUUGCACAUUAUUCAACAGCGCCCCCUCGGGUCACACUUUUCGGUGGGUCGCAGAAUUCGGUGUAACAACGGGACUCACUGCACGAAGAUAUUACACAGGGGAAGAGCAUAUUUGUGGCUGAUCUCAAUGCUGUUCCGACUUGGCGAUAUCCAACAGCAUGUGACCCACUUUCAAGUUUACCUGAUGAUGUUUACUUCAGAGACGCUGUUGUAAUUCCUGUUUGGAAACCUGGACAUUUCUUGUUAUCUAAACCUUUGUCAGUCUCUCAGCCCUGGGCCAUGGAAAGAGACGACUGGUUUGGACAUCGAGGGCUUUCCACGGCAAAAGUAUGGCAUCGACUGUGGCAUCUUCAUGUUGAUGUAGGCCUAUGCCCUUUACAAAGUCAUGGAUGCACCCUUUGACUUCACUGUUACUGAUAUGCCAUCGUUGAGAAAAUGGUGGUAUAUCAUGCUGAUUGAAAAUCUUGACCUUGGAAGCCAUGGCAAACUCUUUGCCCACUGGACUGACACAUCUAAGGCUCUUCUUCGGGGUGAGGUGCCACCAGUUUUUAAACUGAAGAAGAGAAGGCGAGAUGACAUUGAUGAGGGGCCACUUGACAACAUUGUGGCUGGAGUUUCCUGGCUGCGUCAGAAUGCAGGUUUGCUCAGGGGGAAGGUGGUCGAGCCCACAUUUCCGAAUAUGGACGCAAAAGAACAGCAGGAGCUCCUGGAAAGGAUACGUUCUUCAACUGAUGAAGAAGAAAAGUAUCCCCUGCUCUUCACAUUUGAUUUUCAGGAAGAAAUGGAGGUCUUCCUUAACAUGGCAGCUGAGGAGGAUCUUCGGGUCAACGCCAUGUUUCUGGGUCGCUGGGUGGACAGCCAGUGACGUGUGUGUGUGUGUGUGUGUGUGUGUGUGUGUGUGUGUGUGUGUGUGUGUGUGUGUGUGUGUGUGUGUGUGUGUGUGUGUGUGUGUGUGUGUGUGUGUGUGUGUGUGUGUGUGUGUGUUGAGGUUCUGAGUUCAGUUAUCUGUUGAGUGUUCUUAAUAAAGUGUUAUAACGUUUACAAUGUAUUGAUUUUUUGUGUGACUUUACUUAUUCACUUUGGUUACACACAGAGCUAAGUUAAAACACAGACUUGAGUUUGUCGUAUUUAAAUAUGGGCAAAUAAGGUGGUCCAACAGCACAAGGUAAGACAAUAUUAUAGACGAUUAGAGCCAGAUAUUAAAUGAAUGAUGGUUCAGAGUAAGAAUUUAGGAAUGUAAAAGUGCUAAUAACAUGAUAAAUUAUGUUGGAAUGCAGUCGAACCUUAUGUUAAGACAACAGAAUGUAACAUAGCUAGACCUAAUAUAAAUAUGUCAGAAAAGGUGAAGCUAAAGGGGAAUUGUUCUAUCUAUUCCUGUCCACUCAUACA